This is a messenger RNA of Schizophyllum commune H4-8, 709 nucleotides long. RefSeq lists its product as uncharacterized. The record is from RefSeq and is a predicted model, not a curated record. The transcript has 2 exons. Lineage: Eukaryota; Fungi; Basidiomycota; Agaricomycetes; Agaricales; Schizophyllaceae. Bases 182 to 709 code for a protein of 175 amino acids.
GAGCGCGUGUGUGGUGAUCGCGGAGUGAGAAUACUCGUGGGGAAAUUGGUAGGCUAUAAGAACGCUGUGAACCGAAGCGCGAUCUGCACGUAUCUGCCUUUCGUGUGCUGCCACACUCGCCUGAGUCGCCUUCAGCUCGUACACCGCCAGCAGCUUCUGACAUCGCGUCCUUAACUCUACUAUGACGGCCAACGAAAAAGAGAACGCAUUCUCAUCGAGCGCCAAAGCGCAGCAAUAUCCAGACGGGCUGUCCUCUGCCACAGAAGAGUUCGUGCCACGUCCCAAGCGUCCCGAACCUGUUCUCUUCCGUGUCGGCGCCUUCUUUAUCCUUUGCGAUGGCUACGACACAGAAGACGAGAGCCAGACCCCAGUGGCUUCGACCGCAGCCAAGGCUCCUACUGUGCAAGUCAGUUCCGAUGUGGCAUCUCAGGCCAAUGGCGUACACAGACCUUCUUCCCUUGCCGUCUACGACGAUGCCUCUGAUGCCAAAUCGGACGCCCCAAAUUGUGAGGCAGACACGUCUCUGACUACCGAGAUGAGCGUCACGGAGAUCAUGCGCGAACUCGAGCUGUUGGGUGAAGAGAACAAGACGACGACUGGCGGCAGUGAUGUAUCUACAUCGGAGGCCAGCGAAGUCGAUGCCACCAAGCUGUCCUUCUCUCCGGUCGAGGAUCAGGUAUCCUCUUCGAGCGAGGAACAGUCUGUCUGA